This is a messenger RNA of Olea europaea var. sylvestris, 1044 nucleotides long. Its product is annotated as aquaporin TIP1-1-like. NCBI's taxonomy places the organism in Eukaryota, Viridiplantae, Streptophyta, Magnoliopsida, Lamiales, Oleaceae. The transcript is spliced from 2 exons. The coding region runs from base 73 to 849 and encodes 258 amino acids. Gene Ontology annotation, molecular function: water channel activity. Gene Ontology annotation, biological process: transmembrane transport; water transport. Gene Ontology annotation, cellular component: plant-type vacuole membrane. The record is from RefSeq and is a predicted model, not a curated record.
ACAUCUUAGGACAAGCCCUGAAGUGACCCAGACACACUGUCACCCAAAUUAUUAGUUGUACUACGUACCACCAUGUCUAGCGAGUUCUUUAACGUGCCACUCCGACGGGUUGCCUUUGGACAUCGAGAUGAGUUCCGCCAGCCCGGUGCUAUCAAGGCGGCGCUAGCCGAGUUCUUCAGUACCCUGAUUUUUGUGUUUGCUGGUGAGGGUUCCGGCAUGGCUUACAACAAAUUGACUGGGAAUGCUCCUACCUCCCCAUCCGGCCUUGUGGCGGCAGCGGUGGCUCAUGGUUUUGCUUUGUUUGUAGCUGUUGCCGUCAGUGCUAACAUUUCCGGCGGUCAUGUAAACCCUGCCGUCACUUUUGGUUUGUUUCUUGGUGGAAACGUCUCUCUCUUCCGUGGUAUCCUUUAUAUAAUUGCUCAGCUGCUGGGCUCUGUCGUUGCUUGCCUUCUCCUCUUGUUCUCAACUGGUGGACUGGAAACAUCUGCAUUUGCUUUAACUGCCGGCGUGUCGGUGUGGAACGCCUUUGUUUUCGAGAUUGUAAUGACCUUUGGCCUGGUUUACACUGUGUACGCCACCGCUGUUGACCCAAAGAAGGGAGAAAUUGGCAUUAUUGCACCAAUUGCAAUUGGUUUCAUCGUGGGUGCCAAUAUUCUGGCGGGUGGUGCAUUUACCGGUGCUUCAAUGAACCCUGCAGUGUCAUUUGGUCCAGCUCUGGUCAGCUUCACCUGGACCCAUCACUGGGUAUACUGGGCUGGACCUCUUAUCGGUGGUGGCCUUGCUGGUAUUGUUUAUGAAGUCUUCUUCGUCAACCAUUCUCACGAACCCUUGCCAGGUUCAGAGUACUGAUUAAUCAAAUGAAAACCACCCGGUUAUUUUAUGCUUUUGUAUUUUUGCUGCUUGGUGGGAGGAUUUAUUUAAGCUUGUUCUCUUUGUUAUCUUGUUUGUACUUCUCUGUUGAAUUUGCAUCAUGUAUUUGCUGUUGCUGUAUUUCUAUUCCCAAUUUCAAGUUUUGUCGUUAUAAUAAGCUGUUUUCUAUUUUUA